AUGCUAACGCGGUAUCCUUGCGUGCGCUGCAGGCCAAAUUGCCCGAGAAGGGCCGGCGCAUGGUGAGAUGAGUGGUUCGGAUAACAUUAAACGGGCGGUAAAAGGCGAUGGCAGAAACGGCGGCAAUGUCGAGCAAACAACUAGGGGCGAGACCAAACGAAACGAAACAAAACCGCCGCGGCGGGGACAAUAAGAAAUCCCGAAAGGUAUAUCGGGUGAGUUGCACUUACGCAUCGACGGCUUCAUUGAGCUUGUAUCCGGCGUUCUUCAGGUACUAUUCGGAAGCUUGUAGUCAGCAUUCCAUUCCGUCUUCAAAAUCCAACAGCCCGGUGGGCGGUCUCGUCUUCCAUCAGCUGCCCCUCCCUUCCCCGCCAAGGCAGCAUCGCGUCGAUGCCCAGUCAAGCUCCAGCUACCAGACGGCACAACGCAACGCAGCGCAACGCAGAGUAGCGGCGCACGACAGGCUUCGAGGUUUCGCCGCCAAUUCAACAGCGCGGUCCACGCCUUGCGAAGCCGAGGACGACGACGAGAAAUUGGGAAAGCGCAUGCGAGGAGGGCAAGAUAGACGAAAAACCGAGGCCGCGACAACGAGAGCCACGACGCUAUUCUUCUCUUGGACUCACCCGUUGUGCAGUUCUGUCGCUUGCACCGGUCAACUGAACGAACUGGGUGUUCACCGCCUUCUGGGAGGUCGACGUCGGCGCCAUUGUGCUUGCAGCAGUUCUGCCCCCGUCUGGUUAUGGCCUUGUUGCCCAAAACUGCUUUCUUGGUUCGGAUGUGGGUUGAGAGAGUCGCGUGACGCAAUCGGCCGCUUUCAAGAGUCGGUAACGAUGCGACGAAGAACGGUAUCGGCGAUAGGGCAAUGCGCUUCGAGGCAGGAAGGAAGAGGUCGAAGGUAAGCCGCUUGUUGAGGAGACGACACGAUGUUCGUGCAGGUCAGACGUGACGGGGUGCGUGAGAUUGAAAGUCGCCGUUGCAGUGGUGUGGUCAGUGGGAAGGGAGGAAGUAAGGUGGUGGAAACGAGCUUCGGAGGGGUGGGAGGAAGCAAGGCUGAAGCCGAGAUGGUGGGGUAAGAGCCAACGAGCGAUGCCUUCCAGUUUGGUUGCUGAAGGUCUUCCUGUCUAGGAAUGGCGGGGCACUCUGUGUUUUUUUUUUAGCGGUAAGGCUCUCUCUCUUUCUCACCUUGGUGGGUGACCAAAGGACUGCUCAGUGAUCACCUCACUUAAAAAGGUGCUGUAGGUUCAAUGGCGGGCCGUCGACGGCGGGAAGUGGGACCCUCCGACCGCAAGAGCCCGCAUCUUUGACCCCGCCUUCCUUAUUAGGCCUCAUCUAAGAGGG
This is a messenger RNA of Colletotrichum phormii, 1338 nucleotides long. RefSeq lists its product as uncharacterized. The record is from RefSeq and is a predicted model, not a curated record. NCBI's taxonomy places the organism in Eukaryota, Fungi, Ascomycota, Sordariomycetes, Glomerellales, Glomerellaceae. The coding region runs from base 108 to 899 and encodes 263 amino acids. The transcript has a single exon.